Messenger RNA from Aureobasidium uvarum, 753 nucleotides. Lineage: Eukaryota; Fungi; Ascomycota; Dothideomycetes; Dothideales; Saccotheciaceae. The record is from the annotation of a GenBank genome assembly.
AUGAAGUUCACUGCUGCUACCAUUGCUGUCCUUGCAGUUGCCGUCUCUGCGCUGCCCACGGAUAUUCAUUACGAGGCUCCUAAGGAAUACUUGACUGAUCUUACCCUCCUGAUAGGUGGUUGGGAGUCCAUCGAUUACCCCAAGGGUACUGGCGCAAACCUCCACGAAUAUCCCAAGGGCACUGGUGAGAACCUUCACGAGUACCCUCCUCCUGCCGGCGGUUGGGAGUCCGUCGACUACACCAAGGGCGGCGCUGCAGCACCAGUCAAAUGCCCCGAAGCACCGAAGAUGGCAGGCUCUCCCUUCACCUUCACCUCCUACUAUGAAGUCAAGGCUGUCCCCGGAGAAGUCGUUAACGGCACAACCCCAACUGGUGGUCUUGCCGGUGCCUCUGGUCUCUUCAAGAUCGGCAUCAACAGCGAAACGAACCUGAUCUGCUAUAACAUCGAAAUCUAUAACUUCCGCGGCGAGUACCAAUCUCCCGCCCUGACAGCCACUCACAUUCACGAAGCUGCAAAGGGCGCUUCUGGUCCCCCCAGAAUUGCUUUUCCCAACCCUGUCGAUGUGGGUAAUGGUGUUCGCCGCUCUUUGGGCUGUCUGCAGGGACCAUUCAAGACUGGCGUUAUGGCCAACGGAAAGGAUUCUGCGGAUGGCUUCCACAUUAGCCAGAUCGAGAAGAACCCUGCUGGCUUCUUUGCCGACACUCACUCAAGCUUGGCUGUUCCCGGUGCUGUUCGUGGUCAGCUUGCUUAG